AUGGCAGAGGACGCAGAUAUGCGCAAUGAGCUGUCCGAUAUGCAGCAACGUGCCGACCAGCUGGCUGAUGAGUCACUGGAGAGUACCCGGCGUAUGCUGCAGCUGGUGGAAGAGAGCAAAGAUGCUGGCAUCAGGACUCUGGUUAUGCUGGAUGAGCAGGGAGAGCAACUCGAUCGUGUUGAAGAUGGCAUGAACCAUAUCAACCAAGACAUGAAGGAAGCCGAGAAAAAUUUAAAAGAUUUAGGGAAAUGCUGUGGGCUUUUCAUAUGUCCGUGUAACAAGAUGAAGAGUGGAGGCAGUAAGGCUUGGGGGAACAACCAGGAUGGGGUGGUAGCCAGCCAACCUGCCCGCGUGGUGGAUGAGCGUGAACAGAUGGCCAUCAGUGGAGGCUUCAUCCGCAGGGUAACAGAUGAUGCCCGGGAAAAUGAGAUGGAUGAGAAUCUUGAGCAGGUGGGAGGCAUCAUUGGUAACCUGCGCCACAUGGCCCUGGACAUGGGUAAUGAGAUCGACACCCAGAACCGCCAGAUCGACAGGAUCAUGGAGAAGGCUGAUUCCAACAAGACCAGGAUUGAUGAGGCCAACCAGCGUGCCACAAAGAUGCUGGGCAGUGGCUAA
Lampris incognitus (smalleye Pacific opah) is the source of this 615-nucleotide messenger RNA. Its product is annotated as synaptosomal-associated protein 25-A. Gene Ontology annotation, cellular component: plasma membrane; synaptobrevin 2-SNAP-25-syntaxin-1a-complexin I complex. Gene Ontology annotation, molecular function: syntaxin-1 binding; voltage-gated potassium channel activity; SNAP receptor activity. Gene Ontology annotation, biological process: exocytosis; synaptic vesicle fusion to presynaptic active zone membrane; synaptic vesicle priming. The transcript is spliced from 7 exons. The record is from RefSeq and is a predicted model, not a curated record. The coding region runs from base 1 to 615 and encodes 204 amino acids. NCBI's taxonomy places the organism in Eukaryota, Metazoa, Chordata, Actinopteri, Lampriformes, Lampridae.